AUGGCUACUCCAGAUCAUUGUCUCUAUUGUUUCGAAGUUCUAACCGCUCAUCUCGAAAAACGUCCAUCAUUACCCUUGGAAAAAGUUCAAGAAUUAUGGACAAUCUAUCCUAAAGGUCUUGAAUUAACCAGUUCAGAAGAAGAAGAUGAAGAAGACAUUAAUCCUCAAACUAUUGAUUCAACCUCACAAAUUCAAUCGAGAAGAGAUCCAAGACCAGAUCCAAAUGCAAACACAAAUUUGGCUCGUCAUCCUAUACUUCAACGUAUCACACGAUCCACUUCAGGAACUAGUACUCCAUCUUCUAGUUCCUCAUCUGAACGAACUUCUACCUCAAAUUCAACAUCUGCCACUACUCCUUCUAGCUCAACUACAUCUUUCACUCCCAUCGGUAUCGCCCCUUCUCCACGCCACACCACACAACUCCCUUCUUCCUCUCCUCGCAAUGUCCGCGAUUGGUCAUCCCCUCUCUUCGUAACCUGGAACACCUUAUCAACCUCCUCACAUCCUCAUCAAAACUCCCCCACCCUUCGCGGUUGCAUCGGAACCUUCUCCUCCGAACCUCUCAUCACCUCUCUCCCAGAAUACGCCUUAACAUCCGCAUUACACGAUACAAGAUUUUCCCCGAUUUCCCGCUCCGAGCUUCCCACCCUCGAAGUAGCAGUAACGUUACUCACAGAUUUCGAAACCUGUGCUCAUCCACUCGAUUGGGAAAUUGGAGUUCACGGGAUUCGUAUCACUUUUUAUCAUAAGAAUAAACGAUAUGGAGCGUGUUAUUUACCCGAUGUAGCGGUAGAGCAAGAAUGGGGCAGGGAAGAAACGGUAGUGAGUGCGAUGAGAAAGGCUGGGUGGGGAGGUAGGAGGGAGAAAUGGAGAGAAGUGGGUCAAUUGACUGUGGUUAGGUAUCAAGGGAGAAAGGAAAGUGUUAGUUGGAAGGAAUAUAAUGAGUGGAGGAAUUGGGUGAAGAUGUUGGAUGAGAAGAAUGGGGGUAGUUAG
Messenger RNA from Sclerotinia sclerotiorum 1980 UF-70, 993 nucleotides. RefSeq lists its product as hypothetical. Bases 1 to 993 code for a protein of 330 amino acids. The record is from RefSeq and is a predicted model, not a curated record. The transcript has a single exon. NCBI's taxonomy places the organism in Eukaryota, Fungi, Ascomycota, Leotiomycetes, Helotiales, Sclerotiniaceae.